UUGUAUGUUUUGAAGGCCAUGAAUCAAAAAGAUCUUGCUGAGAAGCUAGAGAACAAUGUACUCCCAAAAGCAUGUCAGCGUAAAUUCAAAUUCAGUUUGAAACAGAAGUUUCAAUUUUUGUAUGAAGGGAUGGCCAGACAAGGAAGUCCAGCACUGCUCAAUGACAUUUUUACAGAUCUCUACAUAACUGAAGGUGGAACUGGAGGGAUCAAUGAUGAGCAUGAAGUCAGACAGAUUGAGUCCACAUCCAGGAAACUAGCAAACCAAGAAGUUACAAUUAACUGCAGUGAUAUUUUUAAACCAUUAUCCAGACAAGGGAAACAACCCAGAACUGUGCUCACUAAAGGGGUGGCAGGUAUUGGAAAAACAGUCUCCGUGCAGAAAUUUAUUCUGGACUGGGCAGAAGGAGCAACAAAUCAAAAUAUUCAAUUCAUAUUUGCACUUCCUUUCCGGGACCUAAAUCUGAUAAAGGAUAAACCAUUAAGUCUGACUGAACUGCUUUAUUGCUUCCACCCAGAAUUCAAAGAACUUGCAUCCACUGAACUUGAUAGAUACAAAAUCUUAUUAAUCUUGGAUGGCCUGGAUGAGAGUCGCCUUCCUUUAGAUUUCCAGAACAAUGAAAGCUGGUCUGAUGCAACAAAGACUUCUUCAUUGGAUGUGUUAUUGACCAACCUCAUUAAGGGGAAUUUGCUUCCUUCUGCUCUCAUCUGGAUAACCUCGAGGCCGGCAGCUGCCAGUCAGAUCCCUCCUGACUGUGUCCACCAGCUAACUGAGAUACGAGGCUUCAAUGACACUCAGAAAGACAUGUACUUCAGGAAAAGGUUCAGUAAUCAUCAGGAACUGGCCUACAAGACAAUCACACAUGUGAGGUCAUCCAGAAGCCUCUUCAUAAUGUGUCACAUUCCAGUCUUCUGUUGGAUUUCAGCCACAGUUCUUGAGACAUUAUUUACUGAACAUGAAGGUGAGGAAAUGCCAAAUACUCUGACACAAAUGUACACACACUUCCUAAUAUUUCAGUUAAAUGUGAAAGGCCAAAAAUAUCUAAGAAAACAAAGCAAUGUGACUCCUAAAUCUUUAGAAACUGAAAAAGAAUUUUUACUGAAACUGGGGAAGCUGGCUUACAGCAGCCUAGAGAAGGGCAAUCUCAUAUUUUACCAGGAAGACCUGAAAGAGUGUGGCAUUGACAUCAGUGAAGCUUCUGUGUACUCUGGGGUGUGUACAGAAGUCUUUAAGGAGGAGUGGGGGUUGUAUCAGGGUAAAGUUUACUGCUUUGUGCAUUUGACCGUCCAGGAAUAUCUUGCUGCCUUGUACACAAUAUUGGCAUACAGAAACAAAAAAUCCAAACUCAUUAAAUACAUCCCACUACAUUUUGAGAAUUUGUCAAGCUUCUUGAAGAGUGCUGUAGAUCGGGCCUUGAAGAACAGCAAUGGACAUUUGGACCUCUACCUUCGUUUCCUUCUUGGCCUUUCAAUAGAUUCCAAUCAGACUCUGUUACAAGGAAUUUUGAUGCAGAAAGGAGACAACAUGCUCCAUGUUGAAAAGACAGUCCAAUACAUCAAGAAGAAGAUUAAGAAAAAUCCCUCUCCAGAGAGGACCAUCAAUUUGUUCCACUGUCUCAAUGAACUGAAUGACAAUUCUCUAGUGCAGGAAGUCCAAAGUUAUCUGAACUCUGAAAGGUCUCAUGCAGGAAACUUCUCACCUGCACAGUGGUCUGCUCUGGCCUUUGUUCUGUUGAUGUCAGAUAAGGAGCUAGAAGUAUUUGACCUGAAGAAAUAUGUCAAAUCAGAUGAAGGUCUUAUGAGGUUGCUACCAGUGGUCAAAGCAUCGAGAACAGCACUGAUAGACCAGUGUGAACUCACUGAGAGAUGCUGCAGUGCUCUGGCCUCAGUUCUUAGCUCAAACUCCUCAAACCUUAGAGAGCUUUACCUGAGUGACAAUGAUCUGCAGGAUUCAGGGGUGCAACUGCUCUCUGCUGGACUGAGGAAUCCACACUGUAAACUGGAGACACUGAGGCUGAACCGAUGUCACUUCACCGACAAAUGCUGUGAAGAUGUGGCUUCAGCUCUCAGCUCAAACUCUUCACAACUGAGAGAGCUGGACCUGAGUGACAAUGAUCUGCAAGAUUCAGGAGUGAAACUGCUCUCUACCGGACUGAGGAAUCCAGACUGUAAACUGGAGAUACUGAGGCUUAACCGAUGUAAACUUACAGAGGAAUGCUGCAAACCUUUGGCUUCAGCUCUUAGUUCAGGCUCCUCGCACAUAAGGGUUUUGGACCUGGAUGACAAUGAUCUGCAGGAUUCAGGAGUGAAACUGCUCUCUACUGGACUAAAGAAUCCACACUGUAAACUGGAGACACUUAGGUUAUCGCUGUGCAGAGUGACGGGGAAAGGAUGCACUUAUCUGGCCUCAGGUCUGUGUUCCAACCCCUCACACCUGAAAGAACUGGACCUCAGCUACAACCACCCAGGCGACUCAGGAGUGAUGCUUCUCUCUGGUCAAAUGAAUGAUCCCAGCUUUAAACUGGAGAAACUAAUUGUGGACCACAGCGGAGAGUGCAGGAUCAGACCAGGAGUCUUAAAAUACUUUUGCCAGCUCACACUGGACCCCAACACAGCAGACAGACACCUGCUUCUGUCUCGGGGGAACAGGAAGGUGACAUGUCUGAGGGAAAAGCAGCUGUAUCCUGAUCAUCCAGGUAGAUUUGAGUACUGGCCCCAGAUUCUGUGCACAGAGAGUCUGUCAGGUCACUCCUACUGGGAAGUUCAAUGGAGUGGAAACGGAGCCGUUAUCGGAGUGACUUAUAAAGGAAUCGGGAGGAAAGGAUACAGUGAUGACUGCGAGCUUGGACUCAAUGAAAAGUCCUGGGGUCUACUCUGUACAAGUAAGAGAUACUCUGCCAGACACAAAAACAAAGAGACCGACAUACGUGUACCCCUCUCCCACAAAGUUGGAGUGUAUCUGGACUGGGCGGCCGGCACUCUGUCCUUCUACAGUGUCUCCUCUGGUGAACUGACCCUCCUCUACAGGUUCACCUCUACUUUCACUGAGCCCCUCUAUCCUGGGUUUCGCUUUUAUAAUUUCGAAUCCUCGGUGACCCUGUGUGACCUGGGAUAACAAUACAUACACUCUUAGUUUCCACCGGAUGCUCAGACUUGCCAAUAUGGGUAUAAUAAACAGGUCGUGAUGAUGUUGUUGUUU
Scleropages formosus (Asian bonytongue) is the source of this 3198-nucleotide messenger RNA. Its product is annotated as protein NLRC3-like. The record is from RefSeq and is a predicted model, not a curated record. The transcript is spliced from 9 exons. NCBI's taxonomy places the organism in Eukaryota, Metazoa, Chordata, Actinopteri, Osteoglossiformes, Osteoglossidae. Gene Ontology annotation, molecular function: protein binding. Bases 19 to 3114 code for a protein of 1031 amino acids.